AUGCUUGGUACAGUAGUUUUUAAACCAUUAGCUAAACGAUUUCGUGUACAAUCAUUUCUGCCAGUAGUUAUUAUGGUAACUGUAUUUUCAUUCUGUAUGUUAGCCAUUGUUCCAAAUGUUCAACCGGUAGUUCUUGGUAGUUUUUGUCUAUAUGAAUUUUGUGUGGGUAUUUAUUUGCCAUCUAUAAGUUUAUUAAGAAGUCAAUAUUUGCCAGAUUCAGUUCGAGCAACAUUAAUGAACUAUUUUCGUGUACCUCGAGUUGCGUUAAUGUUUAUAGUUAUAAUUUGGCAUCUUCCACUUGUAGUUAUAUUUACUUUCUGUGGUUUAAUGUCAGUUUUGACAUUUGUGUGUUUGUUGAUAUUACGCAGUAUGAAACCACUAGAAGAAUAUGUCGAGCCAAGUGAGAAAGUUGUUUUAUUACCUGAAACACCAUCGUAUGAUCUUAAACUGAAACAACUUCAGCCAACAUCAGAAUAUUCUGGUGGAAUCGAUAAUAAAAGUACAUCACUAAAUAUAGACAAUGAAUAA
Molecule: messenger RNA, 528 nt
Organism: Adineta steineri
Lineage: Eukaryota; Metazoa; Rotifera; Eurotatoria; Adinetida; Adinetidae
Source: the annotation of a GenBank genome assembly